Chondrus crispus (carragheen) is the source of this 579-nucleotide messenger RNA. RefSeq lists its product as hypothetical. NCBI's taxonomy places the organism in Eukaryota, Rhodophyta, Florideophyceae, Gigartinales, Gigartinaceae. The transcript has 2 exons. Gene Ontology annotation, cellular component: membrane. The coding region runs from base 1 to 579 and encodes 192 amino acids. The record is from RefSeq and is a predicted model, not a curated record. Gene Ontology annotation, biological process: chloroplast fission.
AUGCCAACCGUUUUCUUGAGAAGGCGUUCACUGCGAAUGAGCUCUGCCGUCGCUGCGGUCCCCAUUCCCUUUCUCGUCCGCAACAGAACGCGUCCACUGCGGCGUCGCGACGCCCUCGCAGUCAUCAUCCCUGGAGACAGCGUUUUGGAGAGCACGACCAUCGGCGGGACGGUUACUUUCUUCAACAUAUAUCAAAACGUCAUCGUUGCGAGAAUUCUUUUGUCAUGGUUCCCAGGCGUCCAGUCUAACCCUAUUGUACGGCCGUUGAUCACCGUGUGCGACCCGUAUCUCAACCUUUUCCGCCAGACCGUCCCCCCAAUCUUCGGGCUUGAUCUCUCCCCUAUUCUAGCACUGCUUUUGCUGCAAGCAUUUGGAUCGGUAAGUCACGCGGUCUACUUGCUUCUUUCAUGGGGUCUUUUCGCUUUUGACGACGAAGAGCAACUAACCGAACGAACCGACUUCAAAAAUGACUGCAUGGAUACAGGCUACGACUGCCCUUGGUGCAGAAGCCGACAACCCGAAUCCGGCGUACCUCAACAGGAGGAAGCGCUUCACAAUGCCAAAGUGGCUGCAACGUAA